Messenger RNA from Penaeus chinensis, 761 nucleotides. RefSeq lists its product as uncharacterized. NCBI's taxonomy places the organism in Eukaryota, Metazoa, Arthropoda, Malacostraca, Decapoda, Penaeidae. The record is from RefSeq and is a predicted model, not a curated record. The coding region runs from base 1 to 633 and encodes 210 amino acids. The transcript has 5 exons.
AUGUUAACAAUCUGUAUGUACGAAAAUAGACUUUCAUAUACUGCAAGAAAUCAGGAUUCUGGAAAAAAGCAGCCGCCCCACUUAAUAGAGGACCACACACCCCCCACCACCUACACUCCCCUACCACAAACCGCGACCACCGAGAACCACAUCUACCACCACCUACCUAUCAUCCAGCACCACCACCACACCAUCUUCCAUCAUCCAGGACACAUUCCAGAAAGUGCCCUGAAAGGGCAGCGACAACAAGGGGAACGCCCCAUUAUAAAACCCUUUUAUUUAAACCCAAUUUUCCCUUUAUUUCCGGCUCGGCGUUGGUACAGAAUCGGCGGAUUGCCCAAUACUGAAGAGAAAUCGAUUAACUGCACCGUCUACAACUACCGCGAUUCAGACUUCACGGCCGACUUGGUGGUUGUGAGCACGGACUACACUUCCUUCGCCUGCCUGUUCUCCUGUUACAACUUCCAGCGGACGCACAGAGCUCACUUCGCCUGGAUCCUCUCUCGGAGUCCCACGCUGCCGGCGGAAAAGAUCGCCACCUGCCAAAAGAGCUUGAGGAAAGUAGGAAUUCCUUUGGGUAGAUUGACGAAGACAAACCAGGAUAAUUGUGAAUAUGCUGGUGUCACUCGCUAAUCUUAUUUUGUGUGCGUGUGUGAGAGAGAGAGAGGCGCGAGGAUGGAGAGAGAGGGAGAGAGAGAGAGUGAGUCAGUGAGUCAGCGAGUGAGAAUGAGUGCGAAUGAGUGAGUGAGUGAGCGCGUGUG